CUCUGCUGAAGCUUUCAGGAAGUACCUCAUGAUGGAAUUUUUUGCUUUCGUUGUGAAGUGCCUCAAUAUCCUAUUGAUAUUUGUAUUGCUAGCAAGCUGUGAUAUUAUGCCACAAAAAUACAUCCCACCAUGGACAGAUGAGCAGCAGAUCCGAAUUAAGGCUAUAAAGCAAGAUAUUUUGGAACACUUGGGGCUGCAAAAACCUCCAAGGGUAAAACAGCAUACAAUAAGAGCAGAAGAGCAGAGGAUGUACAAGUUGUACUUAGAACAAACAAGAAAAUCUACAGGAAACUAUAGUUUUACUGAGCAUCACUCUAUGAAAAUAAAAAUACCUGUUAAUGUCCAUGAUGCAGGAGGGAUGUUAUCGAUGAACAUCAGUGAAAGAAACACGAGUUUAAAGAGAAAGCAGAUGCUGAAGUUUAAUUUAAGUGCAGGUUGGAGUCAGAAUAUGAAAGUUAUUCAAGGUGAGCUAAAAUUCUCUAUAAAACUUAAAGAGGAAAUCAACAGAAGGCAAAACAUGAGUGCAGAAGUUCAUCUUGUUGAAAUUUACCAUGUGAUGAAAGCCAAAGCACCUGGAAAUGGAUUCCGCCGUCAGAUGCUUGCCUCAAAACUCAUCACAACACAAUCAAGGAAGAAAGAACGCUUCCGCUUUAGAAAGCUCGCUGAUCACUGGAAUAAAAAUCCAGAAGAGAAUGUAGAAAUUGAGGUUGCGUAUUUCCUCAUUCAGUCUAGUGAGAACAAUGGUUAUAAUGCCACUUACAACAUUCAGGUAGAACUUGAAAUAGAGGCACAUAAAAUAUUAAAACCAAAAAGAAUAAUGCGUGAAGUAGAAGGUGAGGACUGCCAAGAAAACCAAACGCAGUGCUGCAGAAAACCACUUUUGGUAUCGUUUAAAGACAUGGGUUGGUCAGACUGGAUUGUAGCCCCACAAAGCUAUAAUGCAUUUUACUGUGAUGGUACAUGCCCUGCAAAAUAUAAAGCAGCAAAUGCGUACAGCGUAAUUAAGUCCAAAAUGCACAGCCUUUCAAAGGGUCAGAUUCCAGGUCCACAGUGCGCCCCAGCUUUGCAUGAACCUCUGACAAUUAUGCAUUUUGACAGUGAAGGAAAGUUAACAAUUAGUGCCUUAGAUAACAUGAUUGUAUCAAAAUGCAGCUGCUCCUAGAUGUUUAUGAACAUUUACUGAAAAUUUUAACUGCUUAUGCAUAUAUUUAUUUAUUAAUACUGUCAGCAACAAAGAAAUGGUACCAGUAUAAUCAGUAAUGCUUAAAAAGCUAGUGUGCGGGUUAAUGACUCUACAGUACAGCAUGGGACCCUGGAUACACUACUGGAUGUGAAGCUGAUUUGCGGAUACCCAUCUCAGGUUGCUGCAGUCUGUGUAAUAUUGUGGAAGUAACUUGGUAAGAAUGGUGGCCAAUACAGUAAAGGUAUAGGUGAACUGCAUCUUUUAACCACCUGUGCAACAGACAUGCAAACUGCAGGUCCAUGCACAGAAAGGAGGCAGGCACCAUUACUGAUAAUAACAGAGAGUUUGGCAGACUAACUGAUCAUGAACAUUAUGUUUCUACAUAAUAUUAACGCGUUCCUAAUCUUUAUGAAGAUUGUGCUUGGAGACGGAACACAUAAGGAAAUAACUACAACAAUGCAUGCAUUGUUAGACAAACAUAUCAUGUCAUCUGGAAAGAUAAAUUAUUGUAAAACUGAGUAAGUCACAUACACAAAUAUGUCACAAAGAUCUAAACAACAUUGUUAUUAAAAAUAGGUUAAAACAGUGCUAAGUACUUUUACUGUCUCAGUGUUGUCAGAAUACAUUUCAUAUGCUAGCUGCUAUUUUGUAAACAUAGUUUCAGAUUGCAAACCAUAUGUUUAUUUGACAUGCAUUACACUCAAUAAUUUAUUUUAAAAUUGGUUUGAUUUGUAACAGUGUUGUGAACUGAUAAAUACCUACUCUGGUGUUGUGUUGGGUCUGUUCUUGUCCAAACACAUACACAUGCACACAUAGACAUACAUAAACUCACACACACA
Messenger RNA from Protopterus annectens (West African lungfish), 2022 nucleotides. RefSeq names its product protein DVR-1-like. Gene Ontology annotation, molecular function: cytokine activity; growth factor activity. The record is from RefSeq and is a predicted model, not a curated record. Bases 29 to 1162 code for a protein of 377 amino acids. NCBI's taxonomy places the organism in Eukaryota, Metazoa, Chordata, Ceratodontiformes, Protopteridae. Gene Ontology annotation, cellular component: extracellular region. The transcript has 2 exons. Gene Ontology annotation, biological process: SMAD protein signal transduction.